Kogia breviceps (pygmy sperm whale) is the source of this 975-nucleotide messenger RNA. NCBI's taxonomy places the organism in Eukaryota, Metazoa, Chordata, Mammalia, Artiodactyla, Physeteridae. The record is from RefSeq and is a predicted model, not a curated record.
AUGGCUCCUCCCUCAGCCCCCUCCCCCCAGGCGCUGGGCCCCAGUGGGGGAAGUCCGUCCUGCUUCUCAAGGGCGUGUGCUUCACACUCACCACCGUGGACACCCGCAGGUCCCCAGAUGCUGAAGGACUUUGCCCCGUGUUCGCAGCUGCCCGUCCUGCUCUAUGACGGCGACACCAAAACGGACACGCUGCCGAGUGAGGAGUUUCUGGAGGAGACGCUGGGCCCCCCAGAAUUCCCCAGCCUAGAGCCCAGAUACAGGGAGUCCACCGCGGCGGGCAAUGACGUCUUUCACAAAUUCUCCGCGUUCAUCAAGAACCCGGUGCCCGCGCUGGACGAUGGUGAGGAGGGUCUGGAGACGCGGCGAGGCUGGGGAGAGUGGUCCCCGACCGGCUCCUCACCGCGCUCCCCGCCCCCAGCCCUGUACCAGCAUCCGCUGCGCGCCCUCGCCAAGGUGGACAGCUACCUGCGCGCGCCCCUGGAGCACGAGCUGGCGCGGGAGCCGCAGCUGCGCGAGUCACGCCACCGCUUUGCGGACGGUGAGCAGCGCGGGCUGCUGCCCAAGCUGCACAUCGUGAACGUGAGCGCCGGGCCGGGCGGGGCGGACCCUCGAGGAGACCCCGACCGCCCCCCUCGCCCGCAGACGGUGUGCGCGCACUUCCGCCAGGCGCCCAUCCCCGCUGAGCUGCGCGGCGUCCACCGCUACCUGGACGACGCCCUGCAGGAGGAGUUCAACUACACAUGUCCAUACAGCGCCAAGAUCCUCGCGGCCUACUGGCCCGCCGUGCGCCCCCGCUAGCGCGCCCGCCUCCCCAGCCACCCGCCCGCUCGUCUGCAGCCCCAGAAAGGCAUCUCCGCCUCAGUGAGCGGGUACGGACAUAACGAGGACCAGAAGCCCCGCAAUUUCUGCCACCCCCAAACUCCCACCGUGAGACGCUCAGCUCCAGAUGAUAGCCAGAAAGGACCAGCAGAGAAC